GCGGGCAGGCGGGCGGCGUGGACGGCGCGGACGGCGGCGGCGGGGCUGGCGCCGCGGCAGCGGGCGGGUGGGCGACGCUGCCCCCGCCGCAAGACGUGCCGCGUGUGGGCGGUGCGCAUGUGGCGUACGAGAACGAGGCCCAGGCAAAGGCGGUGGAGGCGCGACUCAAGGCGCACACCCUCAAGCCAAAGGCUGAGCACGGCUCCAUCCUCGCCCUGCUGCUGCCGGCGCUGCCGUGCGCACGCGCCGGAGGGAUGCCGCCCGAGCAAAUCAGCCUGCAGCAGCCGCGCCGGACCGAGGCGCCGCCCGAGCAAGCGGCGGUUGGGCGGGGCG
Molecule: messenger RNA, 333 nt
Organism: Emiliania huxleyi CCMP1516
Lineage: Eukaryota; Haptophyta; Isochrysidales; Noelaerhabdaceae
Exons: 3
Source: RefSeq, a predicted model, not a curated record